AUGAGUAAACGUCGCGGCGGUACCCCCAGCACCAAUGGCGCCCAGCCUGAGGAAGAGGCCAAGACGGCCGCUCUCCGUCAAUACGAGACGACUGAGGGGCAUUUCUCGCUCGUCAGGAAUUUCCGGCUAGCCGACCUCAUCACUAUUGCCAACGGGAUUUGUGGAUCUUUCUCCGUCUUCAUGUCCGCCAAGUAUCUUGUGACAAAUGACGAAGACUACUUGUGGUCCGCGCUCGCCUUCCCUCUCGCAGGUCUCCUUUUCGAUUUCUUCGAUGGAAAGGUCGCGCGGUGGAGAAACGAGUCAAGCAUGGUGGGGCAGGAGCUCGACAGUUUAGCCGACCUGAUCUCGUUCGGAGUCGCCCCCGCGCUGCUAGCAUUCGUCAUCGGCUUCCGAACGUACCUCGACACCGUUGCGCUCACGGGCUUCAUAUGCUCCGGCCUCGCGCGACUCGCACGGUUCAACGCGACCGUCGCUCUGGUGCCCAAGGACACCAAGGGCAAAUCCAAGUACUUCGAGGGCCUCCCCAUCCCCACCUCGCUCGUGCUCGUCGGUGUGUUCGCAUACUGGACGCUUCAAGGAUGGAUUGACGGCAAGCAGGGGUUGCCGGGCGGGACGAUCACGCUGUGGGGGGAGCCUGGAGGGGACGGGGACAUGCAUCUAAUCACGCCUGUGUUUGCGUGCUGGGGGGCAGCGAUGGUGAGCAAGACGCUCCGGGUUCCCAAGUUGUAA
Molecule: messenger RNA, 729 nt
Organism: Epithele typhae
Lineage: Eukaryota; Fungi; Basidiomycota; Agaricomycetes; Polyporales; Epitheliaceae
Product: CDP-diacylglycerol-serine O-phosphatidyltransferase
Exons: 3
Coding region: 1-729 (242 amino acids)
Biological process (GO): phospholipid biosynthetic process
Cellular component (GO): membrane
Molecular function (GO): phosphotransferase activity, for other substituted phosphate groups
Source: RefSeq, a predicted model, not a curated record